Messenger RNA from Acaromyces ingoldii, 5229 nucleotides. RefSeq lists its product as hypothetical. Bases 1 to 5229 code for a protein of 1742 amino acids. The transcript is spliced from 2 exons. Lineage: Eukaryota; Fungi; Basidiomycota; Exobasidiomycetes; Exobasidiales; Cryptobasidiaceae. The record is from RefSeq and is a predicted model, not a curated record.
AUGCAAGAGACCGUCGCCAUGCCCGUUGCCGGCUCCAGCAACCGAGGCAAGGAUCGCGAUAGCAGAAUCCAAUCCGCCAAAAAGAAGCUCAAGUCCUACCAAGCCAAGCAGGCGCAGGCUGAAAAGGCAAAGCGAAUCUCGAUGAACUACACUGGCGGCUCGGCCGGUCCAAGCCGCCAACAGCGAUCUUCGUCGCCGACGUCCAUCGUGGGAAACGUCAUUGAGAACGCGGCCAGGCAGAGCAAUGGCCAUCUCUUCGCCUCUGACGUGGGAGAGAGCGCUGGAAGCCGUCCCUCGUCGGCUGGAGAUGUGUCGCAGGUCCAACAGCAGCAGCAUUCAAGGAGGCAUUCUCGAACGUCGUCCCGUGCCGGCCACGGUCGAGGACACUCGAGGACCGGGUCAAUCUCCUUUUCUCAGACUGCCCUUGCACAGGCAACCUUUACGGCCGCCGUCGCAGCCAACACAGGUCUUGCAGAGAACAGCACCGCUCCAGCUACUCGACACUCGACGAGCUUUGUAGCCAACACGGCCACGAGCCACACAAGAGGUCACUCCCGGAGCGGCUCGAGAAGCGCAACAGGCCGGGCUCGCCCCGUUAGCUUCUUCGGAGGUGCAAAGCACGAAAUCAAAGUUUCGCUCAUCGACGAGUCCCUCUUCGGCGGCAAGCCAAAGGAGGCUAAGAUCGAUGCAGACGAAGCUGCACGGGGCGAUUGGGACGACGUCGAUGCUCAGAUCGAAGACGAGUGCCUCAAAACACCAACAAUGGCCCAGCCGUCGGCCUUCCAGACGGCUCCAUCGACGCCUGCAGAUGCGAUCGUCGAUACUUCCAACGAUAUCACACCGCAGCAGCCAAAGGCGCAUGCUCGCAGGGCCAGCCGUCACACGCGCAAAUCAAGCGUAGCCACAAAGAGGGAGAGCAUGGAGAUUAUGGGCGGUCUGGGCCUCCUCGCAGCCAUGAGUCAAGCGCCGUCAUCGGACAGCUUGAGCAGCAGUGCGAACCGUCGCAGAAGCUCGAACCGGUUCAGUGGGCUGCAGUCUGCCAGUGUCCUUUUCGGCAACUCACCACUGGCCUCCUCUUCCGACAUUGCGGCCGACCGUCGGUCCGGUGUUCGACUCUCACACCAGCGCCAGCCCUCUGGUAUCAACAGCGAUUGGCGGAGCGCCCUGCAGGCCGCGCGUGAGAACGACAACGACGACGAGCGUCUCACGGCUCUCGAAAAGCUCGAAGGUCGUAGACCAUCGUCCUCAUCGCCGGGUCAGCACCGUGAGACACGGUCGGACCUCAACGACAGGAGGCACUCGCGUCAAAGCAGUGUCCAGCUGCCGUCCUUUGAUGAUGUCCACGGUCCAGACGGCAUGGACAAGCGAGCGAGCCUCAACUUGCUUGAGUCAAACAUGGCCUCGACGAGCAGCGAGCGCCCGUCUUCGAUCAUCGGUGCCCGUGGCCUCGCCCCUCCCGUGGCGAGUGGUGGUGUAGCAGCUGCUGUCGCGCUUGGGGGCGGUACCAGCCCUUCGCUGCCGUCAGAGUCCCCGGCCGUCACCGCGAGCGCCGAGUCCACUGCUACUUCUGCCCGGCCCCAGUCGAUGUUCCUCUCUGGUGAUCAGCUGGAAGGUCUGGGAACUCUUCUUGAGGAGGAGGAAGAAGAGGAAGAAGGGGCAUCCAUGUCGCCAGUCAAGGAAAAGGCAUCGUUCAUGGACCAGGAGCGCAAACGCCAAAAGGAAGCCGAGCAGGAGGCCGUGAAGAGGAGCAGGCGGGCGAGCCUGACGCCGCGUCCGCUGAAGCUCAAGAGCCGACCGGCGAGUCUCUUUAUGGGCUCGCAACUCGGAACCAUGACGCCUAGCAUGUCGCUUCCGACCAUGUCUGCCUCUUCGUCGUCCCAGGAAGAGUCCGAGCCGGAGAAAAGCGCAGACUCUGAGGCAUCGAUUGCGUCCAGCGAGCCGGACCGUGCUCGCAUUUCGUCGAACCAUGCAACUCUCGACUCGAACGCGGGGGCACCCUGGUCUCUUUCGAGCGCUCAGCAGAAGCUUGCCGAUGCGCGUGCCUCACCGUCUCCGAAGGAUCUUCCCAGUAUUGAUACGAAGAGGAGCUGGCGCUCUUCGAUGCCGGCUCCACCGCGUGGCAUGAGCUCGGCCAUCUCGUCCGCUUCAUCCGUCCCCUCUGCCACCAACCAACCCACUAGUUCCACUCCCCCUCGACAGGGCAUGCGCGCACUUCGCUUAGGAAGCAGCGGUCUCUCCACGUCGACAUCGGCAGCCGAUCUCGAACGCUCUGCGGCCCAGCAUCCAGUUCCCAACGAUUCAAUCAGCUCAGAGGCAAGUACCAAGUCGGCGUCGACCAAUUCUGCAUCCAACCGCCGCGGGAGCAUCAUCUACAACCCGGCCCCGAAUAUGCCUUCGCCCCUCGCCGUCUCUCGCGAAGACCUCGGCCACGGCGUUCCCUCUUCCUCUCCCGUCAUUUCUUCUAAUGCUUCCGGGGUCACGGGCAUGCGGCGGAGCAGCAUCCAUUACAAGGCCGCCUCGCCGAGUACACCAACCAAGACCAAUGCUCCGGGCUCUGCUCCUGCCGAGACUGUCGGUACAAAUUCGCCCGCCCCAAGCUAUUUCCCACCACAGUCUGCUCCAGCGUCGAGCGCUGCGGCUGGCGGCGGUGUUCCCAUGCCAAUGUUCGAGGAGCUCAAGUCAAAGCAUCAGCGCGAUGUGGCUCUGCUAGACGACGUCCGCAAGGAGGUUGCCCGUCUCAACCGUGAGAUGGCUCACGAGACGGAGCGGUCCACGCGCGAAUACACUGAACUGGAGCGCUGGAGCGCCGAGGAGAAAAGAGGCCUGGGUACUCGCAUCGAACACCUCGAGACGGCCAUCGCCGAAAUCGUGGCUGUGCGAGACGCUCGCGAAGACGCUUUCAAGGAGGAAAGGGAAAAGGUCGAAGAAGAGCUCCGGCAGAAAGCGGAGAAGCUCGAGGAUGCAGAGGCCGAGCGAGACAUGCUCCAAGACGACGUCGAAGGCUGGAGGACACGGUGCGGCGAUUUGGAAAAGUCGUCGCAAAAGGACCGUGCGGUACUCGACGAGGAAAAACGGCUCCGCGCAAAUGCGCAGAGCAAGGUCAAGGAACUCCUCGACCUCGUCGACCAGCACGGCAUUGCACCGCCCCGUCCUCGGCAAGAGUAUGCGGCCGACGACGUCAGCUAUGCCGAUUUCCCAAUGGAUCUUGUCUCAGCGCUCAGGAGUCCCGCGCUGGGUGGUGCGAGCCCAUCGGCGAAUGCGGGCUACUUCUCGCCAAAGAUUCCCCAGCACGACGGUGCAGCUUCCCUUCCUCCCCCUCAGGCCGUGAAGCUGCUCAAGGAUAUGCGUCAGCAGAUCUUUAACCUUGCCGGCAGUCUUGAGCACGAGCGAUCGGAACAUCUCAAGGCCAAGGAGGAGGCCGAUGCGCUUAGGGCAGAGAAUGCCAGGCUCGCCAGCUCUUUCCAGGACGCCUCUGGAGUCAACUCAACCUUCAACACGACGAUCAGCAGCGGAGGAGACAGCCCGCUUCGCCGCGAUGGAGGGGCGUACAAGGGUGAAGACAGCACGUUUGACGAUGUGAACGGCGGCAUGAGCUGCUCGACGACGCUCAGUAGCCUCACUUCAACACCACCAAAGACGACGCCCACCAAAGAUGCGAAUGUGCAGAGGAGCAGCUCAGGCAGUGGCAUGGUGGGCAAGAACCGAAAGCACGUCUUUGCCUAUGACAGCAGCAUGGGAAGCGCCAGCUUUGGCAGCGGCAGCGUGGGCACCAAUCUGUCGAGCGGAUUGACAUCGGAGCACGACCACCACCACCAGCACAACGAACAUGACUCUUCGUCCCAGAAGGGUAGCCAGGACCAUCUGACUGGAGCCAUGGAUGUCCUGGACGGCGUCGCAGCUUCGGAAGCCGAUUUGGUCGGGCUGGGCGUCAGCAAGCUGCAGACUUUGGAUGAGGAAGAGGAGGCGACGACCGAAGCAGAAACUCCGGGCAGCAAUGCGCCCACGCCUGUUCCUUAUGCUCAAGAUCGUGUUCAGACUGUCGAGGAUUCAGCUCGCGACUCCUUUGAUCUCGAGGCCGGUGCCGACAUUGACGUUGAGUCGAUCGCUCCUUCCACACCUGCGUUGGACCGCCGCGAUGAGGCAGAGCAGGGUGGAGCGCUGCCCGUAGUCGCCAUCAGCGGCGAAAUGAGCGAGGCGGGCCACUCCAAGUCGAGCACGCAGUCCAGUGCAUCGUCAUCGGCUGAAUCCCACGGUCCUGUGUCGCCGUAUGCAAGCGGUGAAGACGAGCAAAGGGAGAGCCGAUUCAAUGACGAUGGUCUCGACACGUUUGACUCGGCCCUCUGGUGCGGAGACGACCACUUUGUCGAAGACUACCUCGAUGAAGAAGCCGACGAGGCUGGCUCCGUGGCCCGACCAGAAUUCAUCCGCGAAUGGAGCUUCCAGAAGGCCUCGGAGGCGAUCCGAGCCAAGCGAGCAAAGGCGGCCGAGUACCGCCGCGCUCGGGUUGAGGCGGCUCGGAAAGGGCUCGAACACCGUCGGCAAGAGGAGGAGCGACAGCGCAAGAAGCGAAGGCCAAGCAUCGAUGACUUCUUCGGCAUCAUGAAGCUUGAUGAGUCGAUGUCACUUCCUGCCCUGCCGACGCCCGAUGAGGCUCUGGACAUGCCGCCCGUGUACAUCGACCAGCACAGGGCCGAUUCUCAGCGUUUCUCUGCAGGGAGCAAUUACGACAACAGCCCGAGAAUGUCGAUGCGUAUCGAUGGACCUGCAUACAGCUACCAUCCACAGCACCAGCACCAGCAGCAACGACCGCCCGUGGCCAAGAGCGCAUAUGUGGCCGCAACACGGGACAGCGGCAACUACAGGCCCAUGUCUUCGUCUUCCCUCGCCCAAGACGGUGGCAGGUUCUCUCAAGACUACUAUCAGCAACAACAACAACAGCAGCUGCAGCAGCAGCAGCAGCAGCCAGCUUCUGUACAGGAGCAGCAGGUAGCGGCGGCGGCGGCAGCAGCAGCGGGCGGAGGAAUGUUGUCUCGGGUCAGCCUGUCAGGCUUGACGAGCGCCUUCUCCGGCUUGGGCGGGUACCUGCUCAGUGGCCAAGGCAACGCUGUCAAUAUGGCUGCCGCGGCCACAAAGGCCUGCACACGGUCCGACGAUCCCGAAAAUCACUAUCACAACGAGGACGGCGGCAGCAUCAGCUGGACUGCAACCCGUCGUCUCGAGGAGGCUUAA